This is a messenger RNA of Alternaria incomplexa, 1086 nucleotides long. RefSeq lists its product as uncharacterized. The transcript has a single exon. The coding region runs from base 1 to 1086 and encodes 361 amino acids. Gene Ontology annotation, molecular function: O-methyltransferase activity. Lineage: Eukaryota; Fungi; Ascomycota; Dothideomycetes; Pleosporales; Pleosporaceae. The record is from RefSeq and is a predicted model, not a curated record.
AUGGCCGCCGAUCUAACUCCGAGUAAAGCAGCUCUCUCCCUCCUCGACAACAUCGCGCAACUAAGCAAUGGCUUCAAGAACGGCGAAAGCGGCGCAAGAGAAGGGUUACUGGAUGCAUGCCGUGGCCUCAUCGCAGAAGUCAGCCACCCAUCCGAAAACAUGCUGCAACUACUCUGGGCGCAACCCGCCCACCUCUCCACCCUCUGGAUGGCCGUCGAAGUAAAGCUCUUCCAAGCCAUGCGCACCACCCCAGACUCCGGAGCCAGCAGCCUGGAAAUCGCAAAGAAAUGCGACAAAAACGUCGACCCCGUCAUCGUCGCACGCAUGCUGCGGCACCUCGCCGCCAUGGGCACAGUACGCGAAACAGGUCCUGAUACUUUCGCCAACACACCCACCUCCAGUGCUUUCGCCGAGCAAGCAUACCAAGACUCUAUUUCGUACAUUGCAGAAGACUUUCAACCCGUGCAUCACUCUAUGAAAUCAUAUUUCGAACAGAGGGAUUGGAAGUGUCCUGAUAGCGGGCUUGAUGCGCCGUUCCAACAUACGUAUAAUUGUAAGGGGAGCCAUUACUUUGAGUAUUUUCAGCAGAAUCCGGAAAUGGGGAGGCGGUUUGCUAGCAUGAUGGGGAGUUGGAGUAAGGGGCGGCCGAGGUGGUUUGCGAGUGAUUACUAUCCGGUGCAAGAGAGGUUGAUUAGUGGAGCGGAGAAGGACAAACCUUUCCUCGUUGAUGUUGGGGGUGGGUCUGGACAUGAUGUUGAGGGGUUGAGGGAGGCGUUUGAGGGACGGUUACCGGGUGGGCUGGUGUUGCAGGAUAGGCCUGAGAUCGUUGAGCUUGCGAGGCUUGGGCAUGGUGCGCAGGCUAUGCCGCAUGACUUUAUGACGGAGCAGCCUGUCAAGGGCGCGAGGGCGUAUUAUCUGCAUUCCAUCAUUCAGGACUGGAACGACGAUGUCAACUCCCAGAUUCUGAAAGCGAUUGUGCCGGCUAUGACGAAGGGGUAUUCCAAGGUUCUUGUUAACGAUUUCGUCGUGCCGGAUCAGGGUGCGCAUUGGGUGCAGAGUAAGUUCUCCAUUCUCAUUGCUCGAUAG